CUUUUAGCCGAACUUCAUGUAAGAAAUAUACUGAUUUAAUUUGUCAUCGCUUAUCGGGACCAUGUUGACCUUGUAGACCACAAUUUUCGACAUGAUCUGAAUCAUUGGUUGCCGGAAGUAAAUUUGGUAGCAUGUAUCUCACCGAACAGGCAAAAGAUCAAACUGAACAACACAUCCUACCUGUAACUCGCUUGUUUUAAACUUCAAAACAUGCUGGCAAAAACGGAGGAAAGGAAGCAGCAGAAAGCCGGAGGAAAGAAGAGGAAGCACCCGGGUGAAGAUGGAGGAAGAAGAGAAGAGAGGAAGAGGAAGGGAGGUGAGGAAGGAAACACGGGUCAGGGAGAUGGAGGCAAGAAGCGCCUGGAUGCCCUCAGUGUGGGCUAUUUCCGCAGAGUCGGAGAAAGACUGAGCGAAGGCUUUGAAGACAGUGAAGAAAGAGAAAUGUUUGUGGAGAAUGUCCUCACGGAAGUUAAGGGUAAAGCGACUCUGGUGGCGAUGGACCGGACAGGAAGCAUCACUCUGCAGCGGCUGCUUCCGCUGUCCAGCCCCGACCAGGUGGGCGAGGUGUUGGCUGAACUGGGUGGAGAAUCGGGCUCAGAGUUCAAGGCGGUUUGUUGUGACCGGUGUGGAGGCCAUGUGGUGGAGAGUGGAGUCAGACAGAUAUCCAGGUGGACAGAAUCAUCACAGAAAGAUCCAUCUGCUGCCACAGAAGAAGAAGGGGAGGAGGAGGAGGAGGAGAGCUGUGGGACGUUGGAGGCCCAGGUGUUGUCUUUAAGUCAGAUUGUGAGAGACAACUGCACAGAAUUCAUCAAACAUGCUCACGGCUCGCAUGUGGUCCGAACACUUUUGCACGUGCUGGGAGGCUGUCUGGGACCACCGCGAACUGAGGCUCGUCCAGGUACAAAGGAACGCAACACUGCUCCUCAGCUGACAGACUUUGAGAUUCCCAACUCGUUUUGGUAUGAGCUAAAAAACCUCACGGAGACCUUGAUGGACAACAUAAAUCUGAGUGUGACAGAUGCCGUCGCUAGCGCAGUGUUUCAGACCAUGUUGACUGUGUGCAACAGAAAGCGACCCAAACUCUGCAAACAGCUCCUCAAACGCAUCAUGGAGUAUCUGACGAGUCGCAACGCCGCUCCUGGAGUUAGUCCACUUCUGGUCUUCCUGAAGGACCAGGCCUCCAGUCACCUCAUAGAGACCAUUAUUCAGCUGUCCCCCAAGUCUCUUCUCCGGGACCUCUACAAGAACCACCUCAAGGGUCAGCUGGUGGACCUCGCCCUCCAUCCCAUCGCCAACUUCCCCAUACAGAGGUUAACCGCAGCCUCAGCCAAAUACAAACUGUUCCUGAGGCUGUUUGACGAGCUGGUCCAGGGCGUGGAGGCCAUUUUGGCUGCGGGUCACAUGGGUGUGAUCGUCCAACUGGCAGAAAGCUGUGCAGAAAGUGAAGAGAAACAGAACGAGAUGGUGCAGUGCCUCCUGUGUGCUUUCCACUGCGCUGAGCCUGGCUCCCGACACGUCAACUGCCUCCCUCUCUUCAUGUCCCUGCUCACCUAUGAGGUGUAUUACCACUCUGAAACAGCAGAGGGCAACAUACAGACAGAGGUCCCACUGACCUCCAUCUGUUACCACGGCUCCCGGCUGGUCCAGGCGUUGGCGAAGUUCAAGGAGCGUUCACUCCUCCUCAGCAGCCUCCGAACUCUGACCCCCGCUGACCUCCUCACGCUGGCCUCUGACCCUGCAGGCAGCCACGUCCUCCAGGCCCUCAUCACCACAUCAAGCGACAAGGGCAGGGGCAAAAUCCUCAAGAGGCUGGAGGGUCAGUACGUCCAAAUGGCCUGUUCACGGUUGGGCAGUCGGGUACUUGAAGCUGUGUGGAACAGCGCUUCAGUCAGUCAGAGGCAAAGCAUCGCACAGGAACUAGUUCCAAGUGAAAGCCAGCUGAGGUCGGAUCAGUUUGCUCGUCAUGUAUGGGCCAAAUUCGCCCUCACUCACUUUGCACACAGAAGAGCCCACUGGCAGGAAAUACAGACCGGCGAGUCCAAGAAGAGGAAGCUUUUCAGUGACAUUCUUGAAUGAAAAGUACAUAUUUGUAUAAUCCUUUAGAGGUAGUUUUUUUUUUCAGUGUAACUGAAUAAAAAAAGGUCUGAAAUGA
This is a messenger RNA of Amphiprion ocellaris (clown anemonefish), 2152 nucleotides long. Its product is annotated as nucleolar protein 9. The record is from RefSeq and is a predicted model, not a curated record. Gene Ontology annotation, biological process: endonucleolytic cleavage to generate mature 5'-end of SSU-rRNA from (SSU-rRNA, 5.8S rRNA, LSU-rRNA); ribosomal small subunit export from nucleus; endonucleolytic cleavage in ITS1 to separate SSU-rRNA from 5.8S rRNA and LSU-rRNA from tricistronic rRNA transcript (SSU-rRNA, 5.8S rRNA, LSU-rRNA). The transcript has 12 exons. Lineage: Eukaryota; Metazoa; Chordata; Actinopteri; Pomacentridae. Bases 211 to 2076 code for a protein of 621 amino acids. Gene Ontology annotation, cellular component: nucleolus; 90S preribosome; preribosome, small subunit precursor. Gene Ontology annotation, molecular function: RNA binding.